Messenger RNA from Aspergillus versicolor CBS 583.65, 995 nucleotides. RefSeq lists its product as uncharacterized. The coding region runs from base 136 to 888 and encodes 250 amino acids. The transcript has a single exon. Lineage: Eukaryota; Fungi; Ascomycota; Eurotiomycetes; Eurotiales; Aspergillaceae. The record is from RefSeq and is a predicted model, not a curated record.
GCUGCGUCUUCUUCAUGUUGACAUGGACCUUCUUACACAGUACAUGGGUAUCUUCAGUAACUUGGUGCAAGUGCAAAUCUCAGUUCAUCAGUUUAACGUCACUCAAUCUGCUGCAACCAAGACCCAAAUGUGAGUAUGGAGUCCUUGACAUGGCGGGUAAUACUGACGAAUAUGUGCAGAGAAGUGCUGGGGGACAAUAUUAAAAUAGCACUCAAAGGAAUCCGCCAGGCCCAAAAGAACCAAGAAUCUCGGCUUCCGCUGCCCGAGGACUGGCAGAAGCAAGUACGGAAAGAAGUGAAAAGGCUUCUAAGACAGGAAAUGUCACAUAUGAAGAGGGCCGUGGCUGAUAGUGACACGAGCUCUGGGCCAUCCUCUGGUCUAUCGCCACCAGGGCCGUCGCCAUCCACUCCCCUGACCACCCCUUCAUCUCAGCCCAACAGCCCAAUCAGAGACCCAAGCAUCAAUGGACAGCCCUCUAGCCCGUCCAGAUUCCUGUCAGAGCGCACAAGUCCAAGGACCAACCAGCCUAGUGCAGCACGUGCUACUUUCUCUCUAGAUUCAGAGGUUUCUUACGUUAGUGGGCACCAGGACUCCACCGCGAAUUCAGGCGCAGGACUUCAUCCGCCCCUCCCUACUGUCAAUGGAGAAGAAGAUGAUGAAGCAGAAAUCGAAGGUGAGGGCCAGGGAAUAUACAUGCCAACACCCUUGUUUGGCCCACCCAUACCGCGAAGUCGCGUACCCAACGCACGAGUUUCAACUGCUAGCCUCAAUCACGACCACCGCAUAUCGUCAAUAUCUCCACCCAACAAGUCGCGGAAGGAGAGUCGAUCCAGAGCCCAUGAUGCCAGUACCUCGCCACGACCCAGUACCGACAGGCACGUGAAAUAGGAUAUCAGGUUGUAUUGAAGCGGUUGUAGCACGAGUUGUUUACUCCACCUUGAAUUUGACAAUGUAGCAAUCCUGUCCAGAAGGGAAAUAUGAUAGUACUUCCAACG